Aphanomyces invadans is the source of this 1621-nucleotide messenger RNA. RefSeq lists its product as hypothetical. The coding region runs from base 39 to 1532 and encodes 497 amino acids. The record is from RefSeq and is a predicted model, not a curated record. Gene Ontology annotation, cellular component: cytosol. Lineage: Eukaryota; Oomycota; Saprolegniomycetes; Saprolegniales; Verrucalvaceae. Gene Ontology annotation, molecular function: dihydrolipoyl dehydrogenase (NADH) activity; flavin adenine dinucleotide binding. The transcript has 13 exons.
GUCGACGCGACUCUCACCGUCAUCGACUACUCGACAAAAUGCUGCGCCUCCUCCAUCCCCUGCGCCGGGCCGUGAGCCACCCGAAGCCGCGGCGGGCUCACCUGUCGACCAUGGUUCCCAAGGAGUACGAUCUUAUUGUGAUUGGAAGUGGACCUUCUGGGCUACAAUGUGCUCUUGAAUCGGCCAAAAUGGGCAAGUCUGUCGCGAUUGUUGACAAGUCGGAAGAAAUUGGCGGAGUCUGCGUGCAUACGGGAACGAUUCCGUCCAAGACGUUUCGCGAAGCAGUGCUGCAUCUGUCUGGUUUUAACCACCACGGAUUCUACGGCAAGUCGUAUUCUCGGGAGCGCAUUACGCUGAGAGACAUACUUCACCGCGUGAACGUGGUUGUGUCGUCGGAAAUGGACGUGAUUCGCGCUCAACUCAAAGCUGCACAUGUCCAAAUCAUUCCAGGGAAAGCGCGAUUUGAAAACGCCAACGAAGUGUCGGUGGCAACGGAACCUGUCGGCAGCGAAGCCACAAUCUACCGCGGCCAAAAGUUUCUGAUUGCGUGUGGCACAUACCCCGCCCACAGCCCUGUCGUACCAGUCGACGGCGAAGUGAUCUUGGAUAGCGACGGCAUUCUGGACGCCUCCAAAGGCGAAUUGCCCAGGUCAUGGAUUGUAGUCGGCGCCGGUGUCAUUGGCAUGGAGUACGCUUCGAUGUUGAACGUCCUGCCCGGUGUGUCCGUCACGGUGGUCGAUGGUCGACCAGACAUUCUCACGUUUUGCGACGACGAGAUCGUGAGUGCCCUCAAGAUGGAGAUGCGGCACAAAGGGGCCCGGUUCCUCCUUGGCGAGACGAUUCAAUCCGUCAAGCGUGUGCGGAAAGGAGUCCGAGUGGACUUUGCCAGCGGCAAGUCGAGCUUUGCCGAAGCGCUGCUGUACUGCGUCGGCCGGCAGGCCAACACGGAUACACUCAACUUAGAAGGCGUUGGGCUGUCCAAAAACAAGCGAGGGCUGCUGUCUGUGAACGAGCAGUACCAAACGACCCAACCGCACAUUUUCGCGGCGGGCGAUUGCAUUGGCGCGCCGUCGCUGGCGUCGACGAGUUUGGAGCAAGGUCGCUUGGCAGCGUGUGCAAUGUGGCGGCACGAAGACCAGCCCACGAGUCAACUGGACAGCGGCAACUACCCGUAUGGCAUUUACACGAUUCCAGAGAUCUCGAUGGUGGGCAAGACUGAACAGCAGCUGACCAAGGAAGGCCGGAACUAUGCUGUUGGUGUGGCCAAGUACUCGGAGCUGGCCAAGGGCAUGAUGGCGGGUGGCCAGAAAGGCGCGCUAAAGCUGCUCUUUGACCCGGAUUCACACAGUGUGCUUGGUGUCCACGCGAUCGGACAAGGCGCGACGGAGAUUAUCCACAUCGGACAAGUCGCGAUGGCGAUGAACUGCAAACUCACAUACUUUCGGGAUGCCGUGUUCAACUACCCGACUCUGGCCGAGGCGUAUCGUGUCGCAGCGUUGAAUGGGCUGGGUCGGUUGACCAAGGAGCUGUAGAACCGAUGCAUGGUGCCGACCACAAAUUUGAGUCGAGCGCACGUUUCCACCUCGCGCGAAAACGCUCCUCGUUGAGGGGGUGGAUGGGA